This is a messenger RNA of Amphiprion ocellaris (clown anemonefish), 11537 nucleotides long. RefSeq lists its product as uncharacterized. NCBI's taxonomy places the organism in Eukaryota, Metazoa, Chordata, Actinopteri, Pomacentridae. Bases 786 to 2102 code for a protein of 438 amino acids. The transcript has 2 exons. The record is from RefSeq and is a predicted model, not a curated record.
CUGGUGCAUAUAGGUGGAAAAUAUCAUUUAGAAACAAAUAAUCUGACGGUAUAGAUCAUACAUUUAACUUCAUAUCAACGUCUGUCACGCACAUGCGCGUGCAUGCGUCAUCUUAACGCCAUGGAAACAACGAUGACGCGCAGCCGAACUCCUAUAAAAGACCUGCUGCUCUUUCGACUGUCAUUCUGCACUUGGAUUUGGAGCUGAGCUGUUAGAGAAACUGGGAGAUGGACUCUGGAGAUUUGAAACGCUGGAAAGCAUCUGAAGAAUGGACCUUGUUGAAGAACAAACUCGGUGGAUUACUGACAGAAGAAGAAGAAAACCGACCCGCUGGACAAACGGAUCAGACAGAAGAGCAGCUGCUGUUUGGAGGCCUGACAGACCUGGAGAGUCAGCACACAGGUCUCCUGAUGUGAUUGUGGACCUUCCCACCUCUGAGACGACAGAAAAGUGGCCUUUGAAUGCUGUUCUGUACACGUUUUAUAAAAUGCACUAUUUUUUUUGUUCUUAUUCUUUGCCUUGUCUUCUCUUUUUGUCCUUUUUUCAACAUGUUUUCUGCCUUCUUCCUCUCCUACUACUCUUCUUCUUGACUGUUUUCUAAUCCUUCUUCUUCCUCCCUCUCCUCCUUUUUCUCCCCCUCUCGUCAUCUCAUCCCUUUCCUUCCAUUGUUUUGUCCUCCUAUUUCCCCCUUCCUUCUGCUUCUACUGCCUCCAGUUUUUUUCUCCAUUUUCUUCUCCUCUUCUGUCUUUUUCCCCUUCCUUUGCCUCCAUUCUGCUUUUUCCUUCAUGUUCUCUUCCUUUCUCUUAACUACUUUUUCUUCUUCACCUUCUUCUCUCCCUCGUUCCACUCAUUAUUCUUUCGAUUCCUUCUUUACCUCCAUCUUCUUUUCCUUCUCCUUCUGUCAUCUUCAUCAUCUCUUCAUCCCUCUACUUCUUGUUUUCCUUUAUCCUUUUCUCCACCUCCUUCACUUCCUCCUUCUUUCCUCCUUUCUUUUCCUUUUUCUCCUCUUCCUAUUCUGUCAUCUUCUUAGCCUUUUCUCUUCUUCUGUCUUCUUGUCCUUCUUUCUCCUCCCGUCAUUUUCCUCUUCUUCUUUCAUCUCCUCUUCCCCCCACCCUUGUUCUCCUUCUCCCUUCUCUAUUACUCCUCCUUCCAUCUUUCCCUUCUUUCUCCUCUUCCUUCAGUCUUUGUCUCCUUUCUCCUCCACUGUUUUUGUUUUUGUAUUUGUUUUGUCAUUCUUUUCAUUUUUCUCAUUCUUUUAUUCUCCUCCUCGCUUCAUUGUCUCCUUACACAACUUCCUUUACUCCUUGUUCUUGCAUUUUCUUUCUGUCCAUCUUCAGUCUCCUUCAUUCUUUUGUUCUUCUUCUCCUUCUUUUUGUCACUCUUGUCUUCUCCUCGUCCUUCUUUUUCCUCUAUUUUCUUCACAUUUUACUUCCUGUUCUACUUAUUCUUUUUCAUUUCUUCCUCUAUUACUCCUUGUUCCCCCUCUUUCUACUCUUCCUCACUCUAUUGUUUUGUCUCCUCCUUCUCUUGUCUUCCUUCUCCUUCUGUCUUGUCAUUUUCUUAUCCCAUCUUCCUAUUUUGUUACUCCUUCCUCCUCUCCUUUUUUCUUCUCUUCCCCUUUCUUCUUGAGUUGUCCUCCUCCUUUCUCUCCUAGUACUGCUUCUUUUCCAACUCUUUCCCUCUUUCCUUGUUCUUUCUCCUUCUCUUCCUCAUGCUUUCCUUUUGUCUUUUGUUUUUUCUCCUUCUUUUGGCUUCUUCUUUAUUCUCCUUCUGUUUUUCAUUUUUUCUCCUCUUACUCCUCUGUCUUCUAUUUAUUUCUCCUUCUGUCAUCUUUUCCUGCUUCUGUCUUCUCAUUUUUCCUCCCUGUGCUCCCUCAUUCUUUUCUUCUUCUUUUGCUUCCUCCCUUUUCUGUCUUCUUUCUCCUUCUUUGUCUUGUUCUUCUUCAUGUCCUUCUUUCUACCUCCUCUGUCUUUUUUAUCCUUUCUCCUCCUCCUUUCUCUUCUUCUCCUUCUUUCUCAUUUUCCUUCUUUGUCUACUCUGCUCUUCCUCAUUCCUCUCUCCUUCUCCUUCUGUCUACUUUUAAUUAUUCUUGUCUUCCUUGAGUUUUCUUUCUCCUUUUUUUCUGUUUCUAUUUCUGUUUUUCUUAGUCCUCUCGUCUUUGUCCUUCUACAUUUUACUUCCUCUGGCCCUUUCUCUCUCCCUCCUGCUUAUCCAUCUCUUCCUCACUUUAUUCCUUCUGAUUCUUCCUCCUCAUUCUCUUCUCCUUUUCUACCUUCUUUUUUCUGCUCCCCAUUCCGUCUUCUCCUUCUUCCUCCUUUUCUCCUCCUGUCCUCUCAUUCUUUCUUCUCCUUUUCAUUCUUGUUAAUGAUCUUCCUGUCUUCUUCUCCUCCCUUGUUUUUCUCCUUCCUGCUCUCUGUUCCCCCUUUUUCUUUGUUCUCCUUCUUUCUCUCCCACUAUGUUUUCAUCUCUUCAUCCCUUUUACUCGUUGCUUUUCCUUAUUCUUCUCUUCUUGCUCUUGUUUUAGAUAUCUUGUGCUUCCUCCUUCCCAAUCUACUCUCCCUCAUUCUUAUCUCCCCUUCUCUUCAUCUCCUCAUUCUUUUCUUCUCCUUCUGCCUUUGUCUCAUUCAUUCUUCUCUGCUCUUCCUCAUUCUUCUCUUCUCCUUUUCCUACUGUCUACGUCUUAUUCGUCUCUUCCUCGUUCUUUUCUUCUUCUACUCCUUAUUUUUCUCCUUCCUCUUCUCUUGUCCUUUUUCCUUCUCAUUCACCACUUUUUCCUUCAUGUUCUCCUCCCCCUCCUAAUGCAUCUACUACUUUUCCAUCUCCUCCUCUUCUCUUCUUCUCCUUUCUCCUUCUUCUGUCUUCUUCUUCCUCCUCCUUUUCUGUCUUCCUUUUCCUCCUUUUCAUUGUUUUAUUGUCCUGUCUUCUACUCCUCCUCUUUUCUUCCUCUUCUCUGUUCUCCUUUCUUCUCCUCUUCCUCCUUCUUCUACUCCUGUUUUCUACUUUCCUCUUCUACUCAUUCUUCUUCAUCUCUUCCUCCCUUUACUCAUUGUUCCUCUCCUUCCUUCUUCUCCUUCUCUCCCUCAUUCUUUUAGUCUUGUCUUCUUCUACUCCUUUCAUUCUUUUCUUCUGUCUUGUCAUUCUUAUCCCAUCCUUCUAUUUUUUCUCCCUCCUUCUCUUCUUCUGUUUUCUUCUUUUCUAUCCCUUUUUUCUUCAUCCUCUACUCCUGCUAGUUUUCAAACUCUUAAUCCCUUUACUCCUUGUUCAUCCUCCCUCUCCUUCACUUUCUGUCCUCUCCGUUCUUCUGCUCCUCUUUCUGACUUCUACUUUUCUUCUGUCUUCUCCUUCUGCCUACUAGUUUUUUCCUCCUUCUGCUCCUUGUUCUGUUCUCUCCCUCAUUCUUUUAUUCUUCUUCUGCUUCUUCUUUCUUCUCCCUUUCAUUCUUUCUCAUAGUUCUCCUCUAUUCUACUACUCUUAUAUUUUUCUCCUUCCUUCUCUGUUCUCCUGUUUUCUUCUCUCCCCUUUAUGUUCUACUCUGUUCUCUCCUACUACAUUUCCAUCUCUUUUCCCUCUGCUCCUUGUAUUUCUUCCUCCUCUUCCUCAUUCUUUUCAUCUCCUCUUUCUUUUCUUCAUUUUUUCUUUUCCUCUUCCUUCUAUCUUCCUCUUCUACUCCAUCUCCCAGUUUUUCUUUCCUCUUUCUGUCUUGUACUUUCCCCUCCUCCUUUGUAUUUAUCUCCUUUGUCCUCCUUCUCUGUGGCCUUUUUCCUCGUCUUUUUCAUCUCUUGCUUCUCUUCCUCCUUCUUCUUAUUCUUCUCAUCUCCCCUUCUCUUCUUCUCCUCAUUCCUUCUCCUCCUUGUCUUUUGUCUUCUUUCUCCUCUUCUUGCUUUCUCCUCUGCUUUUCCUUAUUCUUUUCUUCUUUUUCUGUCUCGUCAUUUUUAUCAUCCUCCUUCUGCCUUCUUCUAUUCUUCCCCUCCUAUUUUUCUUUUCCUUUUCUUUUCCUUCUCCCUCCUUUUGCCUUCAUGUCUAUCUCUUCUUCGUUCUACUCAUUCUUCUUCCUUUUCUAUUCCUAUUCUGUCUUUUUCUUUUCCUUCUUUUUCUUGUGUUUUUUCUAUCUUUGUCUCCUUGCACUGCUCCCUCUUCUCAUCUCUUUUUCCCUUUUCUCCUUCCAUCUUAAUUUUCUCCUCUUCCUUCUCCAUUUUUGUUCUCCUCCUUCCUCUUCUAUAACUCAUUUUUCUUCAUCUGUUCCUCCCUUGACUCCUUGCUUCUCUUCAUCUUCUUCUCCUGCUCUCCCUCAUUCUCUCCUUAUGCUUUUCAUCUUGCCUUUCUCUUCUCCUAAUCCUUGUAUUCAUUCUUUCCUUCUCCUCCUUUUCUUUUUUUCUCUUACUCAGUCUCACCUUCUGGUUUUCUACCUCAUUCUUUUCUAUACCCUCCUCCUUUCUCCUACCUUGUCAUCUUCUCUUCUUAAUCGUCUUUGUCUCCUUACAGUACUCCCUUUUCUCAUCCCUUCUUCCCUUUACGCCUUUUUCUUCCGUAUCGUUUUUCAUUCUUUUCUUUUCCUCCCUGUCAUUCUUGUCUUCUCCUCUUGCUUAUUGCUUUUCUUCUCUUCCAUCUUUUUCUACUUCUCCUUUUUUCUUUGUUUCCCCCCUUCCUCUUCUGCUACUCAUUCUUCAUCAUCUAUCCUUCUCCUUUGUCCUCCUCCUUUUUGUCUACUUCUUUCUCCUUCGUUGUCUUGUCCUUUCUCCAUAUCCUUCCUUCUACCCUUUCUGUCUCCUUUCUCCUCCUCCUUCUCUGUUGCCUUCUUCCUCUUCUUUUCAUCCCUUCCUCCCUGUGCUCCUUGCUCAUCUUGCUUCUCUUUCUGCUCUUCCUUCUCCUUCUCCUUUCCUUCAGUCUUGCCAUUCUUUUCUCAUCCUUUUUCUACUUGUCCCCUCCUAUUUUCCUCCUUCCUCUCCUCUUUUUCUUCUUUAUUUCUCCUCUGCACCUUUUUUCUUUUCCUCUCCUACUAUUUCUAUUAUUUUUCCAUCUCUUCCUCCUUUUACUCCUUGUUCAUCUUCUUCCUACUCCUCCUCCUCUUCUCCUUUUCCUCUUCCUCAUUCUUGUCUUGUCCUUUUCUACCUCAUUCUUUUCUCCUCUUCCUUUUUCAUGUCCUUCUCCUACUUUGUCCUCCUCUUUUUGCUGUUUCCUUCUCUUCCUCCUUUUGUUUGUGUCUCCUUUCUUCUCCUUCUGUUGUCUUCUUCAUCUCUGCAUCUCUCUACUCCUUGCUCUUCUUCCUCCUUCCUCCUUUUUCUAAUUGUCUUUCUUGUAAGAAAAAGGAAAAGAUUCUUCUCCGGUCUUCUCCUUCAUUCUCCUUUGUCACCUCCUUCCUCUUUCCUUCUCCUCCUCCUCAUCUGAUUGCUUCUCCUUUAUUGUCCUUUUGUCUUUUCUUCCUUCUGUCUCCUCUUUUUUCUUCUUCAUUUGAUCCUCCUCCUCUUGCAUCUUCUCCUUUCUCCUCCUCUAUCUCAAACUCCUUGUUUUUCUUUCUCCUCCUCUUUGUCUCAUUUCUCCUCACCCUCCUAUCUUCUCCUCCCUCCUCUUCCCUUUUCACCUGUUACUUCAUCUUUUCCUUGUUCUUCUUCCUUCUUCCUCUCUCCAGCAUGCUUUUCUACUCCAUCUCUGUCUUUCUGUCCUGUAUCUUCUUUUUCCAUCUUCUUUCUCCUCCUCCUUGUCUGUGUUGUUCUCCUUUCUCCUCCUAUCUUCAUUUCAUUCUUUCUCUUCCUUCUGUAUUUGUCUCCUUCUGUCGUUGUCUCCACUUUGCCGUUCUUCUCUUCUUCCUUUUUCUCCAUCUCCUUUUUCUUCUCCAUUUACUGCUCCCUUUUCUAAUCCCGUCCUCCCUUUCCUCUUUCUUCAUCGGAUGCCAUCUUCUCCUUCUUUUUUCUUAGUUUUUUCCUUCUUCUACUCUUCCUGCUUCUCUUGUCCUUCUGUCUUGUUCUCUUCCCGCUUUCUUGUCCUCCUUUCUCUUGCUACUACUACUUUUUCCUCGUGUUCUCCUCCUUCUUCUACGACUCAUUCUUCUCUAUUCCUUCCUCCCUCUGCUCCUUGUUCCUCUUCCUCCUUUUUCUCCUUCUACUCUUCCUCAUUCUGUCCCUCAUUCAUUUCAUCUCUUCCCUCUUUUUCUCAUUCUUUUUUUCUCCUCCUGGUCCCUCUCUGUCUUCUUCUUCUUCUCUUUCUUUCUCCUCUUCCUUCUUUAUCUUCUCUUCCUCAUUCUCCUCCUGUCUCCUCCUUCUACUUCAAUUCCAAUUUUCUCCUCUCUCUUCUCUUCUUCUCUCCUUUGUUCCUUUCCUGUUCCUGUUUUUUCAUGGUGUCCUCCUUCUCCUACUACUUCUGCUACUUUUCCUUCCUUUUACUUGUUCUUCUUCCUUCUCCUCUUCCUUUCUUCCUCCUUCUUUCCUUCUCCUCUUUCUCCUUUAUUCUUCAGCCAUUUUGUUUUUUCCUCUUUAUUCUCCUCUUCUCCUCCUUCUCUACCUUUUCUAGUCUUCUCCUUCUUCUGUCUUCUCCUGUCUUUAUCGCCUUCUUUCUUCCUUCACCUCCAUCUGACAUCUCCUUCUUUCUUCUCCUUUGACUCUUUCUCCGACUCCUGCUUCCUCUUCCUCUUUCUGUCACGUUCUUGUUCUUUUUCAUCUCUUUCUUCCUCUUCUCCUUGUUUUUCUUCAUUCUUUUCUUUUCUUCAUCUGUUUGAAGAUGCUUCUUUCUUCUUCUAUUCUUGCUUCUACAUUUAUUUGCCUUUUUCCCCACAGGGAAAAAGGCAAAUAAAUAGGCAAAUAAAAGUUGCUUCUCCUCCUGUCUUCAUCUUUCUCCUCUUCCUGUCUUUUUCUCCCUUCUUCUCCUCUGUUCUCUGUCAUGUUCUAUUUUUCUCAUUCUCUAUCUUCUGCUUCUUUCUUCUCAUCUUUCUCCUCUUUUUAUUUGCCUUCUUCCUAUCCUUAUUCUUUUCUACACUUCCUCUUCCUGUUGUUUCAUUCUUUCUCCUCUACCUUCUCCAUCACCUUCCUUCUGUUUUUCAUUUCUUUCUCCUUCUGUUCCUUAUUCUUUCCUUCUCUUCUUUGUUCUUCUCCAUUGCCUCCUUUUUUCUUCAUGUUCUCUUCUUCCUUCUACUACAUUUCUGUCUCUUCCUCCCUUUCCUCCUUGUCCUCAUUCGUUCCUCUUUCUGUUCUUUCUGUCUUGUCUUUUCUUCUUCUUCUUCUCUGCCUUUUUUCUCUACUUUAUUCUUUUCUUCUUAUCCUUCUCCUUUUUCCCUCCUCCACUCUGUUUGUCCUCCCUCAUUCCUUUCUCCUCCUCUGUCACCUUCAUCUUCUUUUUGAUCUCUUCUUCCUUCUGCUCCUCGUUUUUUCCUCCUAUUCCUCAUUCUUUUUGCCAUUUCUGUCUUUUUCCUCUCUCCUUCCUUCUGUCGUUGUCUCCUUUGUCCUCCUUCACUGUCUUCUUCACCUCUCCUUUUUCUUCUCCUCUUUCUUCUCCUCCUCCUUUCUUCAUUGUCUCCUCCUUCUACUGCUCCCAGUUUUCAUCUCGUCCUCCCUUUACUACUUGUUCCUCGUCCUCCUUCUAUGCUUCCUCAGUCUCUUCCUCUUUUUCUUCUCCUUCUGUCUUCUUGUUUUUCUUUCACCUUGUCGGACUUGGUUUUCUUCGUUCUUCUUCUCUCUUCCGUUUUUCUCAGCACCUUGUGUUUCUUCCUCCCUCAUUCCUUUCACCUCCUCCUUUAUACUCUCAUUCUUUCUCCUCCUUUUAAAUUUUUUUCUUCUUUUAUCCUGCUCCUUCCAUCAUCACUUCUCCCUCUUUUUCACCAUUUGCUUCUCUUUAUUGUUCUUUCCUUCUUUUCCCCUUUCCUGUUCUUCUUCCUGUCCUAUUACUUUUCCGUCUCUUCCUCCCUUUACUGUCCUUAAUCCUCCUUCGUCUCUUCUCAUGUCUCUUGGUCAUUCUUUACUUCUCCUCCUUCUCAUGAAAUAAAUACCAAGUACGGUAAGUAUGGACUUGCAGACUUGACAGUGACAUCUUUGAAGUACGAACUCCUGAGGAUGGGAAGAUGAAUCGUGAUCAUUCUACAAUCUGAACAUCAAUGUGCUUGAUGAUGUUGCAUCUCGGUGGUGGACUUGCCUGUAUUUUGUAUUAUGGUAGGGUUGAAUAUUAAUUUAAAAAUAUGACCAUAAAACCACCUUGAAGCUGAGGAGAAAGCAGCACAACUAUGAAGGCAGAUCUGGGCAGGAAGAGUCAGGAUGUGGAGGAGAAGAACAGAAGGAGCCCUGUUAGCUUGUCUCUUUAAAAACAUGCAUCUAUCAUAUAAUGUAUAAUUUCUGGCGUGCCAGUGCUGUCAAACAGAAUAUGCAUAUCUCUGAUGCAAAAUGCAAUUUUCUGUGUUGCUGAAUGUUAGCAGCAAGACUCUGUUGACCCCCUCUGAAUAUGUAACUUUGCUGCCAUCCUUUCCAGAUGAUUUCUGAAAUGGAAACUGCAGAUUUGAAAAAAAAAAAAAAAAAAAAAAAAAAAAAAAAAAAGACCCCGUCAGUCAAAACGUUCUAGGGCACAUGACAACUUAUCCAGGAGUGACUGCAUUAAGAACGUGAAGUAACUGGAAAAUGUCUUUGCUUCACAGCAGCACUUUUUCUGUCUCAGUGGGGAAACUGAUCAGAUCCUUUAUUGCUGGCAGAUUUGGUGUUUUUAGUUGACCUAAAAAAGCAUCUGAAUGCGCAGAACAUGAGACUUCAAGGAUAAGAGCCAGUUGUCUGCACACAUCAAAACCUUUGGAACCAAGCUACAACUUUUCCAAAAACACUUGUCACAAACUGGGCCUGACACUGCACAUUUCUCAGCUCUACAGGAGGUAAUGAACAGUUUUCCACAGGACAAUAUUAAUACAAAAACAAUGAGUUUACCAACUCUCAGCUAUUGAAAAUGAGAUGUUGCUUUUUUCUUCUCCUUUCUCUGUGGACCCUGAUGAUGCUCCUCAUCAACUGGAGCUCAUUGAGCUGUAUGUGAACUGGUUAUCUGCUUUGAAUUUGAUAGUUGACAGACAACAUUUCAGUGUCCAUACUAAGUCAUGUUUAAAAUGAACCUAUUACGAUAUUUAUAAGCUUCCUGGAGGUUUUUUCUUUAUUUAACUGGGCCCUCCAGAUAUGAGAAGUAUUGAUUUUAGGACCUGUUUAUGUCUGGGCAACUCACAUUUAUUUGCAUUCCCAUGUGAAUAAAUGAAAAUUGUCAUACAUAAAACUUAUAUAAAACAGUGCAUUUGCAUUUAGGUUUAAUGGUUGAAAGAAUGUGAGACAGGAUGGUUGGCCCUCGGGCAUUAUCACAUUAUCAAAUGUGAUCCAGAUUAGGACUGAGAUAUACAAGAACGACCCAGUAGAGGGAGCAUUUAAAGUCUAUGAAGACUUUGUAUUGUACAAGUCUGGCAAGAACACAUGCAGCAGUAAGAGAUGUAAUGCAAACACGCAUUACACUGAAUAUUGAGUACAGGGUGAACCCUAACUGAAUAUUGAGUACAGGGUGAACCCUAACUGCAUAUUGUGCUCAGUGAUUGUGUACAGUGUUGCUUGGGACCUCGUGGUUCCCACUUGUGUUUCUUGCGUCCUCUUCCUGUCUCCAGGUGUGUAUCAGCAUGUUUCAGGCUCUGCUGUGGGUAGACACGCCAUCAAGAUCCUGGGCUGGGUAGAGGAGGAUGGUGUUUCCUACUGGCUCUGUGUCAACUCCUGGAACACCGACUGGGGUGAUAAUGGUAAGCAGAGACAUGUAUUUUACUACUUUCAAGUUGCACAAAAUAAUCACUUUCAUUAUAAACAGGAGCUCUUCUACACUAAGACAGUGGGAUAUUAGAAUCACUGCAGUAUAACACACCACCUGCAGCCUUAAGUGACCACACUGCUGAACCAGCAUUUUUCUCACGGUGUCUCAGAAACAUAACCUUCAUAAAGACUUAGAUUGUCUUAGACUGUGACAGGGAUUCUCAGAUAAAACCUAAGGUAAGACAACAAACCAGCAUGUGAUAAGGAUGUGAAGUAUUUUCCAUGAACAAGUCUGUGAAUAUUGUGUACCUUGAAAGCAUAACUCUGCUAUUGUGUUGCAGUAAUUUCUCUUAACCCAAAUUGGCUUGCAUCCUAUUGGAGCACAAACCUUGCUGGUCUUAAUUGACAGUGAAUGAAUAAAUGCCUUUUUCCCACCCCUGUAGAUCUGAUUUCAAGUUUUGAGGUGCAGUGUCGUUACAUCAUCACUAGAGGGGGACACACUCCUCUUGUCUGUCAUAGAACUGUGACCGCAAUUUACUGCUUUUAGUCCCUUUAGAGCCGACUGAUGGCUUUGCUGUCAAAAGAAAGCCCCAUGUUAUGUGUGCAAACGGAAAAAGUCAAGCAGCCUUCACUUCACUCAGGUGGAUUUGCAGAUGUAUUAGCAAAAAUAGCAAGAAUGUGCCUGCACACAAAUCUCCAUUGUUGAACGGAUGGUGUGUCUCUGUGAGAGGACAUAAGAAAAGGUUAGACAAAUCUUACACAGGAAGAUCAUUUUCAAAGACACACCUGUGCAAUUAAUUAUAUCUCUGCUGCUUUGAUGCCAGUUGUCACUGUGUUAGAAGUGAUUGAAUUGUUUUGAAUGAAAUUUAAAAAAAGCAAUGAAUCUUUGGUUCUUUUGUGUUUUUACUCAAUCUCCAACAUUUUUUGACUGAUUUCAAAUCGUACAAGCCUUCCUCAGACACACACACACACACACACACACACACACACACACACACACACACACACACACACACACACACACACACAGACACACACACACACACACACACACACACAGGUUUGGACACACUUUGUCAUUUAAUGGUUUUUCUUUAUUUUCAUGACUGUUUAUAUUGUAGAUUGUCACUGAAGGCAUGAAAACUAUGAACACAUAUGGAAUUAUGUACUAAACAACAAAGCAUGUUUUAUAUUUUGGAUUCUUCCAAACAGCCACCCAUUGCUUUGAUUACUGCUUUGCACACUCUUGUCAUUCUCUCAAUGAAUGAACCUGAAAUGGUUUUCCAACAGUCUUGGAGUUUCCAGAGAUCUAUUAUUUUAUUUUUUCAGUGGUUUAUUUCAUUUUUUGGUUAUGUUAUUUUCCAGUUGUUUAUUUUUUUCCUGGUUAUUUAUUUUAUUUUUCCAAUUAUUUGUUUUCCUUGCUGGUUGUUUGUUUCAUAUUCUAAUUGUUGAAUUUUGGCAGUUUUGGCAGUUUUCCAAUUUGUAGGAGCCAAAUUGCGAUUUGUGUUGAUUUUCACACAUUCUUUCUUUUUAUUAGUAUGUUUAUGUGAUGGGAGGAAUGGAGAGAGAGUGUGUGUGCAGGUGUGCCCUCGAGGAAGCUGUAGGUGGAGCCUAAGGUAAAGGCUUCAAGACCAGCUGCCACAGCAUCUGUCUGGGUGUGGCUGAGGAAGGAAAAAGUUUUUUGACCAUGCAGCUGCAAGAAGGAACAAGGCCUUCUAAAGACUCUUUCCUUCAAAUCUUUGUUAAUUGAUUUUUCAAUUUAUCUGUAAAUUCAUUCAAGCAAUAAAUGGUCAUUGGGAAGAA